Molecule: messenger RNA, 693 nt
Organism: Rodentolepis nana
Lineage: Eukaryota; Metazoa; Platyhelminthes; Cestoda; Cyclophyllidea; Hymenolepididae
Source: the annotation of a GenBank genome assembly
AUGACCUUGAGUAAAUACUUUAAUUCAGAGGAUUCACGCGACUAUUCCAAAUGGCACUUGAGGAAUUUAGACUUAUUCCCCUUUAAAUACCACUUAUCUAUCAGUGUUUCCAUUCUUAUUUAUAAUCGAGAUCGAAAAAGCCUUGUUCUUGUCAAACAAAUGCGUCCAGGUCAGUACAACAUCAAAACCAUUGUUUCAAAUGCUAGUUCGGUUGAUAACAUUUUCACAUUAAUGAAAUCUUUAUUCUUUCUCUCAGUGGUUUACUACGCCCAACAUCAGAAUUCUUGUAACGCCAAUAAUCCUCCCGAAGAUGUUGGUUACACACUUGAAAUUUGCGCUGGGCUUGUGGAUAAACCAAAUCUGUCCUUGGAAGAAAUCGCUGCUGCUGAAGUUCAUGAGGAAUGCGGCUAUAAAGUAGAUCCAUCGAGGUUGAGAAAAUUCUCUACAGUCAUUGUCAAUGAUUGCUUGUCAGCUGCAAUAGGAUGUGUUUAUUAUUUGGAAGUUGGCGACAACGACCUUGACUUGGCUGCUGGUGGUGGGAAUGCGGAAGAUGGAGAGUGGAUCGAAGUAGUUUACUGGCCCAUUGAUCGUAUUGAUGAAUUAUUGACUUUAACCGAAACAAAACUGCAUGUUUCAGAUACUACGAUAUUAGCUGCCCUUUGGUUUCAGUUACACAUAGUGCCAUCCCUUUGA